This is a messenger RNA of Vigna radiata var. radiata (mung bean), 13523 nucleotides long. Its product is annotated as golgin subfamily B member 1. The transcript is spliced from 46 exons. NCBI's taxonomy places the organism in Eukaryota, Viridiplantae, Streptophyta, Magnoliopsida, Fabales, Fabaceae. The coding region runs from base 311 to 13339 and encodes 4342 amino acids. The record is from RefSeq and is a predicted model, not a curated record.
UGACUAAUCUAUCAGCAGGACCAUUNCAUUUGUGGACUGCUCUUGAUAUGUUUUAGCAUAUUACAAGUGGCACUGUCACUGUUAUGGCAAUCAGUAAUGCCGAUAUCCAAGUGUAUUAAUACACACAUGCACACGCUUAUGUACACCAAGUCUGAGUUUAGAUUGGAAUUUGACCAAGUUCUGACAGAGCAGAACUGUGCUAGAAAUAUAAUGCUUUAGGAUACGAAAGUGAAAGAACACUGUAGAAGAUAGUUCGUGUUAAAUUCAUCAAUACUCUUUAUGCUUCUGCUGAGUUGGUCAGAUCUGCAACAUGGAAGCUGAAAACAAUUCCCCAGAAGAUGCGUAUUCUCUGGUAAUUGAUCAAACCCAAUUCACGGGCAAAGAUACAGCAGAUAAUGAACAUGCUGACCACCAAUUGGAAGAACCCAGCACGGAGAAUGUGAUUACAAAGCAUUCCAACUCAGAACAGUUGCCAACGGAAGGCAGCAUAAAAUCAAAAUGUGAUGAGGAACCACUAGAAAAGAUUAUUGAAUUAUACUCUGUUGAUAAUUCGGAGAUAAAAAAAGAUGGAAAAGUCAUGUCAGAGAAGGAAAUAGGUGUGCCUGUAGAUGGGACUCUGAAAACUUCAUCAACUACAGCAUGUGUUGGCGCUGCAGAGUUAGAGAACAAGGAUGAAGGAAAUUUCACACUUGAGAAAGCAAAAGAGAUGGAAGCAGCAACAGAUAGUCCACCUGAGAAUAAAGACCUGCCUGCAGUGUCCACUUCUGAAUUUGUCAAAGGUCACACUGACGAAAUCUCAAAGCAACAAACACAUAAAAAUGAUGAAACAUCAGUUAUUGACACUGAGAAGAACAGCACAGAACCUGAGGAUGAUGAGAAAUUAUAUAAAGAAGCGAAAGAAAUUGAAGCAGCAAUGAAAACACAGUUAUUAAACACUGAAACAGAAAGUCUACUAAAGGAAGAAGUCCAGCCAAGAUUGCCCACACCUGAUAUUGUCCACCAAAACACUGAUCAAAUCAUAAAGCAACAACCACUUAAUCAAGAUCAACCAGACGUGACUGAUAAUGCCCAGAGCUGCAUAGCUGAAAAGGAACCUGACAGAUUAUCCACAGUUAUUGAGGAACCUGUAGAACUUGAAACCAAGCACAACAUCGGCAUAUUAAAAGAACAGGCAAACCAACAAUCAGAAGAAACUAGCAUGCAGAAUGUCACUACAAAUUAUAUAAUAGAAGGUCAUGUCACAUCAGAAAGCAGCAUAAAAGUAGCUGAUGAUGUCCACAAAUCGGACUCAAUAAAGAAUUUAGAGAAGAAAGAUGAAAAUGAAAUCAGAGAAGAGGAAGCACAGGAUGUCAAACAAUCGACUAAUGUGGAGAUACCAAAAAGAGAAGCUAAAGGGAGGUCUGAAGAUAAAGCCCUGCAGACAUUACCCAGUGCAGAAUUGGUCGGAACCAAAGCAAAUGAUGAGAGUUUUCAAGGAGAUAUAAAACCAGAAGCAGGACUUGCAGUGACAUAUGCAAAUGAGAAGCAAGCACUGCAACAUGAAUUCGACACAAAAGAAGAAAUUCCGGAGGAAGAGGCAUGCAAGCUCAUUGCAGAAAGUGAAGCGAAAUCAGAACCCCAGAUUGUAGCACAGAACAAUGAGACCACAUGCAUAAAGCAUCCAUAUUUGGAUGGAGAGACUUCAGAAAUAAACCCCACUAAUGAUACCAUAGAGCAAGAGAUUACAAUGUCUCAUGCGAAGGAGAAACUAGCAAUUGAGGAUGACAAGAACUUUAAUCUAGAGGAAGAAAAAGGGACACAAAAAGAAACAAACAUGCAGCUAGAAGACACUACAGAAAGUGAGCCAAAAGAGGAACCUAUACAACCAAUAGCUAGAGCAGAAUUAGUCAGAACCAAAGCACAUGAUGAGAGUAGUCCAGAAGCAAAUGUUACUGUGAAAUCAAACAAAGAGGUGCAAACAUCUAAUGUCAUAGAGAAAGAAGAGACUCAGGAUACUGGAAAGUGCAGUCAAGUGGCAGAAAAAACGAUUAAAGAACCUACAAAAUCACAGUUAAAGGAGGAAGAAGUCCAGACAAGAUCACCCACUCCUUACUCUGUACAAGGUGAUACUAAUCAAAUUCGGCAGCAAGAAACACCGUACAUUAACGAGUCAGAAAUAAGUGAUAAUGACAAGCAGGGCGGCAUACCAAAAAUUGCACAAGACAUACAAUUGACUAUUGCUCAGGAAACUGAAAAACCAGAAACCAAAGUCGAUGUUGGAAUAGUGACAGAGAAAUUAGACAACAAGUAUGCAAGUGAAAUCAGAUCAGAGGAAGGAACAGAUGCCAAACAAUUGACUGAUGUGGAGAUACCAAAGUCAGAAAUAGAAGGUGUGCCAAAAGAUGAAGCUCAACAACCAAUAGCCAAUACAGUAUUGGUGGGAACCAGGGUAUUUGAUGAGGGUAGUCGAGAAGACAUAGAGUCAGAAGAAGAUGCUAAAGUACUAUCUAACGAUGAGGAGCAAAAACCAGAAUAUGUUACUGAGGGAACUGUAGGAAUAAACGCCACUAAUUAUACAAAUGAAAAAGAAGAGGUUCCAACAUCUCCUGUCAGUGUGAAAGAAGGGAUUGAGAAUAAUCCAAAAUUCAGUAAAGAAGAAGAACCAAAAAGGGUAAAAGAAGAAACAAAAAUGCAGUUACAGGACGAACAAGGCCAGACAAGAUCACCCACUCCUGCCUUUGUCCAAGGUGAUACUAAUCAAAUUCCUCAGCAAGAAGCACUAUUCAUUGAUCAAUCAGAAGUUCUUGAUAAUGCCAAGCAAUGGUGCAUACCAGCAAUUGAACUUGAGAAAAACACCACUGUUGCACAGGAAACAAGAAAUCCAGAAACCAAGGAUAAAGUCAGCAGAGUAGCAGAGAAUUUAGGCUACAAGGAUGCAAUAGAAAUCAAGGUAGAGGAAGGAACAUAUGCCCAACAAUCGACUGAAAUGGAGAUGCCAAAGUCAGAGAGAGAUGGUAUGCUAAUAGAUGAAGCUCAACAACCAAUAGCGAAUGCAGUAUCAGUCAGGUCCAAAGCACUUGAAGAAAGUAGCCAAGAGAUACCGCCAAAAGCAUAUGUUAAAUCUAACAAAGAGGUGAAAACACCAGAAUCUGUUACUAAUGAAGUAGUAGAAAUAAGCACCACUAACUAUACUGAGAAACAAGAGGUCCCAAAGGCUCAUGUCAGAGAGGGAGAAAGGAUUGGGGAUAAAUUCAAUCAAGAGGAAGAAGAAGAAGGAAUUGAAGCAACAAACACGCAGUUACUGGAGGAAGAAGUUAAGAUAAGAUCAUCCACUCUUGUAUCAGUUCAAGGUGAUACUAAUCAAAUACCACAGCAAGAAACACUACACGUUAAUGAAUCAGAAGUGAUUGAAAAUGCCAUUGUUGUUCAGGAAUGGGAAGUAUCUGAAACAAAGGACAAUUCCGACACAAUAAUAGAGAAUUUAGACAAGGAUGCAAGUGACAUCAGAGCAAAGGAUGGAACAGAUGCCAAACAGUUCACUGAUUUGAAGAUGUCAAAGUCCGAAACCGAAGAAGAGAUUCAAGACAACAGAAAAUUCAAUCAAAGAGAAGAAGAAAAAAAGAUUGACGAAGUAACAGGAAUGCAAACACCACAGGAAGAAGUCCACACAACAUCACCCACUCCUGCCUUUGUCAAAAGUCAUACCGAUAUAACUCAGCAGCAAAAAGCAUUACAUCUCAAUGAAUCAAAUGUGAUUGCUACCGCCAAACAAAGCUGCAUACCAGAAUUUGAACAUGACAGAAAUCCCACUGUUGUUCAGGAAAUUGAAGUAUUUGAAACCAAGGACAAUGUCAACAGAGUAAUGGAGAAUUCGGACAAGGAAGAAACUAAAAUCAGAGAAAAUGAAAAAACAGACACCACACAACUGAAUGAGGAGAGUGGUCAACAAGACAAACAGCUAGAAGCAGAUAUUACAGACAAAUCUAACAAAAAGGUGCAAACUCCAGAAUAUGUUACUGAGGAAAAUGUAGAAAUAAACAUCACUGAUUAUGCUGAGGAAAAGAACCAAAACCCAACAGAUCAUGCCAAAGAGAAAGAAGGGAUUGAGGAUAUAUUCAAACAAGAGGAAAAAGAAAAAUUAAUUGAAGAAACAACAAAGACACACUCAGAGGAGGAAGAAGUCCAGACUCAUGCUCCUGCCUUUGUCAUAGGUGAUACUAAUCAAAUUCCACAUCAAGAAACAAUGCAUGCUGAUGAAUCAAAAGUGAUGGGUAAUGCAAAGCAGAGCUACAUACCAGAAACUGAACUGGAAGGAAAGGCCAUUGUUUUUCAGGAAACUGAAUUAUCAGAGAGCUUAUACGAAAAGGAUGCAUCUGAAAUCAGAGUAAAGAAAGAAAUAGAUGCCAAAAAAUUGACUGAUUCAGAGAUGCCAAAGCCCGAAAUUGAAGAAGAUGAAGCUCAGCAACCAAUAGCCAAUGCGGAACUGGUCAGAACUGAAGCAGUUGAGGAGACUGGUAAACAAGAGACACAGGCAAAAGAAGAUAUUACUGAGGAGACUGCGGAUGAAUCUAACAGGGAGGUGCUAAUUAAGGAAUUUGUUAUUACUGAGGAGACUGCAGAAAUAAACACCAACAAUUUUACUAAGGAACAUGACACAGUUGAAACAUCUCCUGCCAAGGAACAAGAAGGAACUGGGGAUGGUGCAAAAUUACAUGAAGAAGAAGCAAACGGGAUUGAAGAAAAAACCAAAACUCAGAACCUAGAGGAAGAAUUCCAGACAAGUUCUCCCACUCCUGACUUUGUCCAAGGUGAUAGUGGUCAAACUUUGCAGCAAGAAACAGUGAACAUUGAUGAAUCAGAAGUUCUUGAUAAUGACAAGCACAAAUCCAUACCUGAAAUUGAACUUGAUGGAAAGUCCACUGUUGUUCAGGAAACUAACAAUCCAGAAAUCAAGGACAAAAUCAGCACAGGAGCAGAGGAUUUAGACAACAAAGAUGCAAUUGAAGUUCGGGUAGAAGAAGGAGCAUAUGUCAAACAAUUGACUAAUGUGGAGAGACCAAAUUCAGAGAUCAAAGGUGUGCAAAAAGAUGAAGCUCUGCAACUAAUAGCAAACAUAGUAUUAAACGUAACCGAAGGAAUUGAUGAGGGUAGUCAACAAGUGAUACAACCACAAGAUGUUACCCAAAAAUCUAACAAAGAUGUGAAAACACCAGAAUAUGUUACCGCAGAAACUAUAGAAAUAAACACCACAAGUUAUACUAAGGAGCAAGAAAAGGUUCCAUCUAUUCAUGUUGAAGAUGAAGGCAUUAAGAAUAAAUUCAAUCACAAGGAAGAAGCAAAAGGAAUUGAAGAAGCCACAAAAAUCCAAUUCCCGGAGGAAAUCCAAACAAAAUCACCCACUCCUAUCUUUGUCCAAGGAGAUAAAAAUCAAGUUCCUAGUCAAGAAACAUUGCCCAUUGAUGGAUCAAAAGUAAUUGAUAGUGCCAAACAAAGCUGCAUUCCUGAAAUCAAACUUGACAAAAAUACCACAGUUGUUCAGGAAACUGAAAAACCUGAAACCAAGAACAUUGUCAACAUAAUAACAAAGAAUUUUGAUGACAAGGAUGCAAGUGAAAUCAGAGCAGAGGAAGGAUCAUAUGACAAACAAGUAACAGAAGUGGAACGAUCAAAUUCAUUAACGGAAGAAUACAAACCAAUAGCAAUUACAGUAGCAGUUGGAACUGAAACAGUUGAUGACAGUAAUCAAGAAAAGAUACAGCUUGAAGAAGACGUUGCAGAGAAAAAAUCUAGCAAAGAGGAACAAACACCACACUGUUGUGAUGAGGACACUACAGAAAUAAACAACAAUAAUUAUGCUGAUGAACAUGACAAGGAUCAAACAUCUCAUGCCAAGGUAAAAGAAGGGAUUGAGAAUGAGGAAAAUUUGGAUCAAACGGAAAACGCCAAAGGUAUUGACAAAACAAGCAAAAUGAAGAUACCAGAGGAAGAUAUCCAGACAAGAUCAACCAUACCUACCAUUGUUCAAGAUGACACUGAUCAAAUCUCACAAAAAGAAUUACUUCAUGUUGUUGAAUCAGGAGUUAUUGACAAUAUCAAGCAAAGCUGCACACCGGAAAUGCAAUUUGACAGAAAGUUCACAAUUGUUCAGGAAACUGAAAACCCUGAGACCGAGGACAAUGUCGGCAUUAUAACAGAAAAUAAAGGAACCAACAAUGCAAGGAAAACCAGAGCUGAGGAAGCAACAGAUUCAAAAAAAUUGGCUGAUUUCAAGAUGCAUGACCCAGAAAUGAAAGAUGUGCAAGAUAAUACAGCUCCACAACCAGUAGCAAUUGCAACAGCUUCCAAAACCGAGACAGUUGAUGACAGUAAUAAAGAACAGAUACAGCUAGAAGACAUAAUAGAGAAAAAAUCUAACAAAGAGGAACAAACACUACAAGAUGUUGCUAAGGACACUGUUAAAAUAAACACUAAUAAUUAUACCAAUGAACAUGACAAGGUUCAAAAAUCUCAUGCUGAAGUAAAAGAAUGGAUUGGGGAUGAUGAAAAUUUUGAUCAAGAUGAAGAAACCAAAGAUAUUGAAGAAACAACAAAAAUGCAGUUAGCUGAGCAAAAAGUUCAGAAAAGAUCACUCACUCCUGCCUUUGUUCAAGGAGACACUGAUCAAAUCUCACAGAAAGAAUUACUGCAUAUUGUUGCGUCAGAAGUUCUUCAUUAUGACAAGCACAUUUCCAUACCAGAAACUGAACCUGACAGAAAGUCCACUAUUGUUCAGGAAACUGAAAAACCUGACACCGAGGAAAAUAUCAGCAAAGAAACAAAGAAUUUAGGUACAAAUUAUGCAAGCGAAAUCAGAGCAAAGGAAGAAAUAGACGACAAAAAAUUGGUUGAUUUGAAGAUCCCAAAGUCAGAAAUCCAAGAAGAAGUUCGGCAACCAAUGGCAAUUGCAGAAGCGGUUGUAACUGAAACAGCUGAUGACAGUAAAGAAGAACACAUACAGCUGGAAGAAGACAUUGCAAUGAAAAAAUCUAACAAAGAGGAACAAACACCACAAUAUGUAGCUGAGGACACUGCAGAAAUAAGCACCACUAGCUAUACUGAUCAACAUGAUAAGGGUCAAACAUCUGAUGCAGAAAGAGAGCAAGGGAUUGAGGAUGAUGAAAACUUUGGUCCACAGAAAGAUGCCAAAGCUAUUGCAGAAACAAACAAAAUGCACUUACUGGAGGAAGAAGUCCAGACAAUAUCACCCACUCAUGCCUUUGUUCAGAGUGACAUGGAACAAAUCUCAGAGGAAGAAUUACUGCAUGUUGAUGAAUCAAAAUUUAUUGAUUAUAUCAAGCAAAAUUGCAUACGAGAAACCAACCUUGAAACAAAGUCCAAUAUUGCUCAGGAAUCUGAAAAGCCAGAAACCAAGGACAAUAUCAGCAAAGUAACAGAUAAUUUAGGGACCGACGAUGCACGAGAAAUCGAAGAAGAGGGAGAAACAAAUUCCAAAAACUUGGCUGAUUUCAAGGUGCAUGACUUAGAAAUCAAAGUUGUGCCAGAAGGUGAAGUUCGGCAAUCAAUAGCAACGGCAGUGGCGGUCCUAACCCAAACAGUUGAUGACAGUAAACUAGAACAGAUACAACUGGACAAAGACAAUACGCAGAAAAAAUCUAACAAAGAGAAACAAACACCGCAAUUUGUUGCUGAGGACACUGCAGAAAUAAACACCACUAGCUAUACUGAGGAACAUGACCAGGUUCAAAAAUCUAAUGUAGAAGUAAAACAAGGGAUUGAGGAAGAUGAAAAUUUUGGUCAACGGGAAGAAGCCAAACCUACUGGAGAAACAAACAAAAUGCAGUUGCCCAAGGAAAAUAUGCAGACAAUAUCACCUACUCCUGCCUAUGCUCAAUGCGACACUGAUCAAACCUUGAAGCAACAAUUACUGCAUAUUGAUGAAUUAGAAGUUAUUGAUUAUGCCAAACAGAGUUGCAUACCAGAAAUUGAACUUGACAGAAAGUCCACUAUUGCUCAGGAAACCGAAAAGCUUGACACCAAGGACAAUAUCAGCGACGUAACAGAGAAUUCAGGUGCCACCAAUGGAAGUGAAAUCAGAGCAGAGGAAGAAACAGAUGUCAAAAAAUUGGCUGAUUUGAAAAUACCAGAGUCAGAAAUCAAAGUAGUGGUCAGAACCCAAUCAGUUGAUGACAGUAAUCAAGAACUGAUACAGCUGGAAGACAUUACAGAGAAAAAUUCUAACAAAGGUGAACAAACAACACAAAAUGUUGCUGGGGACACUGCAGAAAUAAACAUCAAUAGUUAUACUGAUGAACAUGACAAGGUUCAAACAUCUGAUGCAGAAGUAAGAGAAAGGAGUGAGGAUGAUGAAAAUUUUGGUCAACAGGAAGAACGCAAAGGUAUCAAAGAAACAUGCCAAAUGCAGUUACCCAGGAAAGAAGUCCGGACAAGAUCACCCACUCCUGCCUUUGUUCAAAGCAACAUUGACCAAAUCUCACAGCAAGAACCACUACAUGUUGAUGAGUCAGAAGUUAUUGAUUAUAUGAAGCAAAGCUCCCUUACAGAACCAGAAAUUCAACUUGACAAAAAGUCCACUAUGGUUCAGUUCAACCAGGGAACUGAAAAACCUGAGACCAAGGACAAUGUUGGCAUAGCAACAGACAAGUUAGGCACCAGUGAUCCAAGCAAAACCAGAGCAGAGAAAAGAACAGAUGCCAAAAAAUCAGCUGAUUUUAUGAUGCCAAAGCCAGAAAUCAAAGACUAUGAGGUGCCAGAGGAUGAAGUUCCUCAACCAAUAGAAGUGGCAGUAGCAGUUGAAACAGUUGAUGACAUUAAUCAAAAAGAGAUACAGAUCGAAGAAGACAUUACACAGAAAAAUUCUAACAAAGAUGAACAAUCAUCACAAUAUGUUGCUAAGGACACUACAGAAAUAAAGACCAAUAGCUAUGCUGAUGAACAUGACAAGGUUCAAACAUCUCAUGCUGAAGUAAACCAAGGGACUGAGGGUGAUGAAAAUUUUGGUCAAGUGGAAGAAGCUAAAGGUAUUGAAGAAACAAACAAAGCACAAUUACCUGAGGAAGAAGUCCAGAUAAGAUCACCCACUCCUGCCUUUGUUCAAGGCGACACUGAUCGAAUCUCUCAGCAAGAAUUACUGCUAGUUGAUGAGUCAGAAGUUAUUGAUUUUGUUGAGCAAAGCUGCAUACCAGAAAUUGAACUUGACAGAAAGUCCACUACCGUUCAGGACACUGAAAAACCUGAGACCAAGAACAAUGUCAGCAUUGUAACAGAGAAUUUAGGCACCAAUGAUGCAAGUGAAAUCAUAGCAAAGGAAGAAACAGAUGCUGAAAAAUUGGCUGAUGUAAAGAUCGUAAAGUCAGAAAUCAAAGGUGUGCCAAAAGAUGAAACUCUGAAACCAAUAGCCAAUGAAGUUUUGCUUAGAACUAAAGCAGUUGAGAAGAGCAGUCAACAAGACAAACAGCAAGAAGAAGAGGUCUCAGACAAAUCUAUCAAAGAGGUGCAAAGCCAAGAAUAUAUUACUGAGGGAAGUGUAGAAAUAAACAUCAAUAAUGAGGCUGAGGAAAAGGACAAAAAUUCAACAUCUAAUGCAGAAGAAAAAGAAGGGACAUCUCAUGCAGAAGAAAAAGAAGGGAUUGAGGAUAUAUUCAACCAAAAGGAAAUGGAAAAAGAAAUUGAAGAAGCAACAAAAAUACACUCAGUGGAGGAGGAAGAAAUCCAGAGAUCACCCCCUCCUGCCUUUGUGCAAAGUGAUACUAAUCAAAUUCUGCACCAAGAAACAUUGCAUAUUAAUGAAUCAGAAGUGAUUCAUAAUGCCAAGCUGAGCUCCAUCCCAGAAAUUGAACUUCAUGAAAAGGCCAUUGUUGUUCAGAAAAGUGAAAAAGUAGAAACCAAGGACAAUUUUGACAGAGUAAGAGAGAAUUUAAACAAGGAUAAAAGGGAAAACAGAGCAGAGGAAGGAAUAGAUGUCAAACAAUUGACUGAUUUGGAGAUGCCAAAGUCAGAAACCAAAGCAGGUGUGCUUGAAGAUGACUCUCUCCAACCAAUGCCUGACACAGUAUCUGUUGAAAAGGAGGCGGUUAGUGUAAGUCAAGAAAAGAGACAGCCACAAGAAGAAUUUAUUAAGAAAGUUAACAAAGAGGUGCAGACACCACAGUAUUUUACUGAGGAUAGGGAAAAAAUAGAGACCACAAAUGACACUGAGGAACAAGAAGAGGUUCCAACAUCUCAGCCUAAAGAGAAAUCAGGAAACAAGGAUGAUGACAAAUUUGAACAAGAAGAAGAAGAAAAAAAAAACGGGAUCGAAGAAUCAACAAAACCACAGUUACAAGACAAAGACAUCAGCACAACAUUGUCCAUCCAAACCUCAGUCCAAGGUGAUUUUGAUCAAAUUUGGCAUAAACAAAUACUGCAUGAUGAUGAAUCAAAAGGGAUUGGUAAUGCCAAGAGGAGUUCCAUGCAAGAAAUUGAACUCGAUGGAAAAUCUACUAUUGUUGAGGAACCUGAAACCAAAGCCAAUGUCAACAUAGUAAAACAAGAACAUCCAAACAACCAAUCCAAAACAUCAAGCAUUCAAGGAGACAUUAUGCAUAAUAUAACAGAAGAAGGACUCGUCACAUCAGAAAGCAACAGAGAAAUAAGUGAAGUGCACACUGAGGAACAGAAGACAGUAAAAUCAUGCUUAAGAGAGAACUUAGACAACAAAAAUGCAUGUGAAAUCAUAGUAGCAAAAGCAUCAGAGGCAAAACAAUCAACUUACAUGGAAAUACAAGAGUCAGAAACCCAAGGUGAGCCUGAAGAUAAAGACUUGAAAACAAGGCUCAAUCCAUCAUCAAAUGGCAAUGAAGGACUUGAUGAGAGUAGUCCAGAAAAAUUUACAGAGAACUUGAACAAAGAUGUGCAGACACCACAGUGCAAUACAAAGGUGAAUGCAGAAACAAACAUUACAUCUUAUCCUGACAAAUUAGAAGAAGCAGAGGAUAUUGAAGAAUCAAUAGAAAAACAGUUACCAGAGAAAGAAAUCCAACACACAUUUCCCACUCCAACAUCUGUCCAAGAAGAUAUUGAUCAAAUGUCACAGCAACAAACACUGCAUGAUGAUGAAAUAGAAGUGAUUAAUAAUGCCAAGAGCUGUAUGACAGAAAUUGAACUUCAUAGAAAGUCUAUAGUUGUUAAGGAAUCUAAACAACCGGAAACCAAGGCAAAUGCUGACUUAGUGAAAGAAGGACAGGCAGACCAUCAAUCAGAAGAAUCAAGUGUGCAAAGUUUCAUUACAAACUAUAUAAUAGUUGAAAGACAUACGACAUCAGAAAGCAAUAAAGAAUUAAGUGAUGAUGUUGACCUUGAUGGACAGAAGAAAGUAGAAUCACAAUUGGAGGAGUUUUUAGAGAUUAAGGAUGUCAGUGAAAUCAGAGCAAAAGGAAUACACUCCAAACAACCGACUGAUGUGGAGAUACAAAAAUCAGAAACUGAAGGUGUGGCUGAAGAUAAAGGAAUGCAAACAAUGUCCAGCACAACAUCAGUCAAAAAUUAUGCAUUUAAUGAAUGUUGUCAAGAAGAGAUUCAACCACGAGAAGAAUAUGCUGAGAAGCAUAUCAAAGAAGUGAAGAUGCCACACUAUGAAUUUAAUACGCAAAAACAUAUUCCUGAGGCAUAUAGGGUAGAGGAAGAUACAAGUCAGAUCAGGGUGGUAAAUGAACAGAAAUUAGAGUCCCAGCUGGCAUCACUAAACAAGGAGGCCACAUUCAUAGAUAAUCGGUAUUCAGAUGGAGAGAUAGAAAACGCAAACCCCAUUGGUGAUAUAGAGAAAGAAGUGAAUCCAAAAUCACUCACCAAGCAGAAAUUAGUGAUCCACGAUGAUGGUAAAUUCGAUGAAGAGGAAGCAAAAGGAAUUGAAGAAAUGACAAAAAUAAAAUUACUAAAUUCAGCAACAGACUGUUCACCAGAAGAAGUCCAGCCAAAAUUGUCUGACCCUGCAACUGUCCAAGGUGACACUGAUCAAAUCUUACAGCAACAAACACUUCCCAGUGAUGCAUUAGACACAAUUGAUAACAACUUGAGCAGCAUUCCAGAAAAUGAACUUGACAGAAUGUCCACUAGUGUUGAGGAACCUGAAACCAAGGCAAACAUCAACAUAGUAGAAGAGCAAUCAGACAAGCAAUCACAUGAACCUAGCAUGCAAAGUCUGAUUACAGAUUAUAUAACAGCGGAAGGCCAUUUAGCAUCUGAAAACAGUUCAAAAUUAAGUUAUGAUAUGAAUGAACAGAAGACAGUAAACUUGCAGAUGGUAGAGAAUUUAGGGAUCAAGUAUGCAAGUAAAACGACCACAGAGGAAGUAACAGAUGCCAAACAACCAACUGGCGUGGAGUUAGAGAAAACAAAAAAUGAAGAAUUGAUCGAAAAUAAAACACUUGAUGGGAGUAAUCAAGAAGAGAUGCAACCAGAAGAAGAUUUUUCAGAGACAUAUACCAAAGGCAAGAAGACACCACAAUCUAGCAUGGAGAAUGUAAAUUCAGAAGGAAUGGAAAUAACUGAAAACAGUACAAAGUCAAGUUAUGCUGAGGAAGAACCGGAACAGGUUAUAAACACAUACACCAUAGAAAAUUCAGAAAUCAAGGAUAGCAGAAGAAUCAAGCUAGAAGAAGCAUCUGAUAUAAAAGAAGCCACAGAUGAAUCUGGCGAUAAAGCCAUCUCAUUUUUAUCUACCAUACCAUCUGUAAGAAUUGGGAUAGUUGAUGAAAGCAUUCAAGAAAAAAUAGAAAAGGAUGUUCAACCCGCUGUGAUCAAUUCCAAAGAAGAGCAGAGAACAGAAAAUGAUUUUGUGAGGAACAUGGAAGUUCUCGAGGCAUUUGAAUUAAAAAAGGGGCCAGCCAACACCUCUGUGGAAAAUGACGAGAAAGUCGAAGUCCAAUCUGAAGCAAAUAACCAGAAGACCAUUAAAAAACAUCCAAAUUUAGAAGAACUGGAGACUGCAGAAAUAAGUCCAAGUAGUGAUACUAAAGAACUUGGAAAGGAACGUGAAGUUGCCAAACUUGGAGGUGUCUCUGAAUCUGUAUCCGUAGCUAUCACAGAACAUAUAGACACGGGGAAACUGGAAACUCAAGAGGCCAAAACUGGUAUAUCAGGCAACACAAAAGAAGAUAAAGCAGGAGAAGAAUUCGAAAACAUAAGCCCAUCAUCUAGUGUUGGUGUCCUAUCCAGAGACUCUGAAGACACUGGCACCAAAGUUUUGCACAAAAAAUCUCACGGCAUCCUGUCAGGUGUAGGAUCAAAGGUGAAGCACUCAAUUUCCAAAGUGAAGAAAGUCAUUACGGGCAAGUCUUCACGCCCCAAGACACCACCAUCAUAAAAAUCAAAAAAUAAGUGCUCAUUAGACAACUACAUGCUGCUGUUGAAAAUAGAAUAUGCACAUGUUUGGGAAUUUUAGAGGGCUUAUUUCUUAUGUUUGAGGAAUUGUAUUGAUUUGUUUCAUUGAUGUAUUGUUUGGUUUGUCAUUAGUUUUGAAAUUUGAUCUUAUGGAGGAUCUACUAUCC